Paramisgurnus dabryanus is the source of this 825-nucleotide messenger RNA. RefSeq names its product protein cereblon. NCBI's taxonomy places the organism in Eukaryota, Metazoa, Chordata, Actinopteri, Cypriniformes, Cobitidae. The record is from RefSeq and is a predicted model, not a curated record.
ACAGCGAAGUUUUCUAUCAAUGACCGUCAGUUCAAGUUUGUGGAUGUUUUCAGCUGUAAGCAGUUGGAAAUGUUUGUAUUUGUCUCGCUAAUUUAAGUUUAAACUACAUUUUUCCACAUUGUCCAUUUGCUUUUUUUAGGAUGUUUUGAGAAACAGUCAUCCUCUUAUUUUUGUUAAAGUAGGUGGCGCAACAUUUCUUUGUUUAUUUUAUUUUGGCGCUUCAGCUGUCAGUGGUGUGACGCGGGCAUUCUCCUGUCGGGAUGUUUAAUUUUCCGGCUGUGGCGUGGGUCGUGGUGCUGCUGUGUGGGUGGGUUCGGUCCGGCGUCGCCUGCUCAGGACUACUGCUCUGUCGGUCCUGCGGGCACGAGGUGGCGGAAGUCGCGGACCUGAGGUACGUGGCCAGCCGCAUGGCACUGUCGCACCGGAACGACACCGUAAUCGGAGAGAAGCGCAUCUCCGUUCAGCUUUUCGAAAAUCCUCAGGGCUUUCAGUUUGAGGUCGUCACGUUUAAGCGCGCGGAUGUUUUAAAGCACUGGCCGGCUGACAGUCACUUCACCUGGUUUCCUGGUUACUCGUGGACGGUUACCACGUGCCCGCGGUGCAAAACACACCUAGGUUGGGCGUUUCAGCCGAGUGAUUGGCCCAGCACAGUGACCAGAGAAGAGUUUGAAGGUUCAGAUCAAACAUUUGUGGCACUCAUAGCCGACAGGUUACUACAGGAACACUUUGCAUCCACACUGCUGAUGACACCCAAAUCUUUCAGAAGUUGACAAAUUGCCUGACCCAACUUUAUACCUUUCAAUAAAGUUAUUUUUAUGAGAAUUA